Molecule: messenger RNA, 1302 nt
Organism: Candidozyma haemuli
Lineage: Eukaryota; Fungi; Ascomycota; Pichiomycetes; Serinales; Metschnikowiaceae
Gene: MNT1
Product: alpha-1,2-mannosyltransferase KTR1
Exons: 1
Coding region: 1-1302 (433 amino acids)
Biological process (GO): protein N-linked glycosylation; protein O-linked glycosylation; cell wall mannoprotein biosynthetic process
Cellular component (GO): Golgi apparatus; membrane
Molecular function (GO): alpha-1,2-mannosyltransferase activity
Source: RefSeq, a predicted model, not a curated record
AUGGCUUCACCAAGAUCCAACGCCCGUUUGGUCAGAUUUGCCAUUUUUGCGCUAGUGUUGAUAUUCUGUGGGUAUGUGCUCACCAAGGGCUCCACUUUCGAGGCCUCGAGUGCUCCCCAGUCCAAGUCGGCUCCUGCUGAGACCAUCCCCAAGGCUGCUGACCUUGUGAACCAGAAGGCUGGCAGUGCUGCCGCUGGUGGUGCUGGCGGUGCUGGCGGUGCUGCUGCUGGAGGUAACGUGGCUCCUGCUCAGCCUGCUGCUCCUGCUGCUCCAGCUCCAGGCGCUGGUGCCGCUAAGAACGAUGCUUCCGACCCUAGAAUCGCCAACAAGAUCAAGGCUACGUUCGUCACGUUGGCCAGAAACUCUGACCAGAACUCCAUUCUUCAGUCUAUCAGACACGUCGAGGACCGUUUCAACAAGAACUACCACUACGACUGGGUCUUCUUGAACGACCAGGAGUUCUCCGAGGAGUUCAAGACGGCUAUUUCUGCUGUGGUUUCUGGUCAGACCAAGUUUGGCCUUAUUCCAAAGGAACACUGGUCUUACCCUGAAUGGAUUGACCGUGAGAAGGCUGCUUUGGCCAGAGAGGCCAUGGUCCAGAAGAAGGUUAUUUACGGUGGCUCCGAGUCUUACAGACACAUGUGUAGAUUCGAGUCUGGUUUCUUCUACAGACACGAGUUGAUGCAAGAGUACGAGUACUACUGGCGUGUUGAGCCAGAUGUGAAGAUCUUCUGUGACAUUGACUAUGAUAUUUUCAAGUACAUGAAGGACAACGACAAGUGGUACGGCUGGACCAUUUCCUUGCCUGAGUACAAGGAAACCAUCCCAACAUUGUGGGAGACCACUAGAAAGUUUAUGGAGAAGUACCCACAGUACGUUGCCAAGGACAACAACAUGCCAUGGAUUUCUGACGAUAACGGAAAGACAUACAAUGGUUGUCAUUUCUGGUCCAACUUCGAGAUUGCUAAGCUCGACUUGUGGCGUGGAGAGGCCUACAGCAAGUACUUCGAGUUCCUCGACCAAGCCGGUGGUUUCUUCUACGAAAGAUGGGGUGACGCGCCUGUCCACUCCAUCGGUGCCUCUCUUUUCGUUCCUAGAGAGAAGUUGCACUUCUUCAGUGAUGUCGGUUACUGGCACGUUCCUUUCCACAACUGUCCUGUGGAUGAUGAGACCAGAUUCGCCAAGAAGUGUGUUUGCAACCCUAAGGAUGACUUCACUUGGAGAGGUUACUCGUGCACGCCCAAGUUCUUCACGCAACUUGGCUUGAAGAGACCUAAGGGAUGGGAAAACUUCACUGGUUAG